AUGAAUUUAUAGAGGAACGAUAAGAGAUAAAAUCUGAACUUGAAUUUAUUGUGGAAGCAAUUAGUGGAGAUGCAGAUACAAUUUAAAUAAAGGAAUUAUUAGACAAAAAAUAUUUUAGAGGUUAGACUUACAUAUACAGCCUUUUUAUAUAUCUUUCCAUUCUUGUAUUUGCGUGAUGUUUUGAAAUUGAGAUUGUUGAACAGCUCUAUGAACGAAAUGAUAACCAAUUAUUUAUUGUAUUAUCGAUAAUAACAAUCAAAUACGAUUCGAAUAUUAGAGAUUGAAAUUUAAUAAGAGAAAGAGAAGCUUCCGAUAUUAUAUUAUUAGAUUUUACAAAAGUUGAUAAAGAGAUCAUCAAUUUGUGCAAAAGAAUUAAUGAAGUUAAAUGAUAGGGGGUUAAAAUAAAUGCCAACUUAUAAUCCUUUAUUAGUGAUGCAAGUUGCAGAAUGCGAGGGAAUAGAACUAUUUAAAAUAAUACCAGAGGAGUUAUUUUAAAUGAAAAGCUAUUUAAUAUUUCUCGAUUUUAGUAAAUAUACAGAUUUGAAAAGAAUGUAAUUAUUAGAAUUUUAUGAAGAGAAGUUACAAUAAUCAGAUUAUUUGGAGCAAUAAAUGAAUUAUAAUGAUAGAUCAGAACUAUUUUUCUUAAGAUUGGCUAGAAUGUGGUUGAAGUAGACCUUCUAUUAAGACACAUAUAAAUAAUUUAGGUUAAUAAUGAUGCUCAUAAAAAAGAAAGAGUAGAUGAGAUGGGUAAUUAGAUAAUUGGAAGUGCUGGAGAAAAUAACGGAAAGAAUAACCUGA
This is a messenger RNA of Paramecium tetraurelia, 798 nucleotides long. RefSeq lists its product as uncharacterized. Lineage: Eukaryota; Ciliophora; Oligohymenophorea; Peniculida; Parameciidae. The transcript is spliced from 2 exons. The record is from RefSeq and is a predicted model, not a curated record.